Messenger RNA from Penicillium coprophilum, 195 nucleotides. RefSeq lists its product as uncharacterized. The record is from RefSeq and is a predicted model, not a curated record. The transcript has a single exon. The coding region runs from base 1 to 195 and encodes 64 amino acids. Lineage: Eukaryota; Fungi; Ascomycota; Eurotiomycetes; Eurotiales; Aspergillaceae.
AUGUCGGCUCCACCAGCUUGUCUCGGUGGCUAUCCGGCAAACCGUCAAAUUCCCGUCGGUCUGUGGAUCUAUACCAUCCCACAUCGUCUACCUCGGGAACUUACAUACGGACGACAGCGGAUGCGCCCUUUAUUGUGCCUCGCUGCUCGAACUGGUCCCGUCGCAGCCGAUGCCCGCCACAAUGAGGAGCUAUGA